AUGGGUCACUCUCGGUGUUUUUCUACCUACGACGACGACUUCGAGUUCGACGAUGCGUAUUUCAGGCAAUUUUACAAACCUUUGUCCAACCUUCCUACGCCUCCUCCAUCUUCCAAAAAUUCAUCUGCCGCGCAAAGCCCUCGUAUCACUUCUGAGGAUGAAGAGAGCGUUAGUCCAGAAUUAUUAGGGCCCGCCGCUCAUCUAGCAAGAAUGUUACCUCCUGGAGCUUCGUUUAUGACACCGUCUAUUCCGAUAGUGCAAGGUCUACUGGCACGUGCUAAUUUACCGAUGGAUAUUAUUGCAUUGGCGGUCUGCAUCCUAGACUCGUUAAAUUCUCGAUUCUCUCGAAGUUGGCGGGUAUCCUUCCCCUUAAACAGACCAAACGAACUCGGACCCAAACGCCACACCCUACCAUCUGGUGCCGUUCAAGCUGUCCAUAUCGAUAAUGUUCUCCCCGAGGUUAUAAUUUUGGCAGCAUUGGUGAUUGCAGACAAAUUUGUGGAGGAUUUACAGGAAUCUACUCAAUAUUAUGGCUCCGCAUGGGGCCAGAAUAUCUGGACGUGUGAGCAGAUCAAUUUCACCGAAAGGUGUAUUAUGGAAAACUUGGGCUACCGCAUCCUUCCCCUAUGGGAAGCUAAGUCUAUCAAGCAAGCGAGACACGAUAUCGAAAUGGCUCGGCGAGAGCUGAUCAACGAGGAUAUUGAAAUGGGGGAUGAGAGCAAAUUGGCUAAGCAUGGGAAGUCAAUGAGUUCGGGACAUGCUGUACUCGGCUUGGGUAUACAACUGACACCUGUCGAGACCCCCAAGUCAGAAUUUUCCACUCCAUUCGGUCACAUUCAUGAUGUUGCGCCAGAAACUCGAGAGGCCUUUAAUAACCGUACGACCUUGCCGGGGGACUAUUUACAUCUCCCCUCGACGGCAUUAACUCAAUGA
Molecule: messenger RNA, 933 nt
Organism: Daldinia childiae
Lineage: Eukaryota; Fungi; Ascomycota; Sordariomycetes; Xylariales; Hypoxylaceae
Exons: 2
Coding region: 1-933 (310 amino acids)
Source: RefSeq, a predicted model, not a curated record